GGUGGGAGAGGAACGAGCGAGACAGAAAGAGAGCGAGAGAGACUGAGACUGAGAGUGAGAGAGAGAGAGAGAGUGGGACGAAAAGUGAUAGAGUAGGUGAGGGGAGGGGAGGCUUGUUUGAUUCGCCAUGAUUGACGCGGUGCGCACGCGCUGUUGUCUCUCGUCUCUCCGUCUACCGUCACCGUCUUAGCAAUUUGUCAAGCCGAGACAGGAGAAUUUGAAAUCUAGUGAAGAGGAAAGCUUUUUCGGAGCAGUAUAGGCUCUUGACAGACUCGAGAAGUGGACUUUAAGUGCAGGAGUUGGACGUGUCUGUCGUACUGUUGGAGAGCAUGUCUCUCAGCCCGAAGCACACUACACCUUUCAGCGUAACUGAUAUCUUGAGUCCUAUUGAGGAAACGUACAAAAAAACUACAAUCGAAGCUUCUAUUCCGCCCCUGUCUUACAGAAAUUCGCAACACCCCCAAGCUGGUGGUGUGACUGGUAUGAGUGUUACGGGUGUCCAGGCUGCGUCUACGGCCUAUCACAACUAUGUACCACCACUGUCCCACCAUACUCCAUCAUUUACAACACAGUACUGCAAUGGGUCAGAUUUGGGACACUACGGAGAAGCGAGACAAACCACACCUGGAUGGUACACUACCAACCCCGACCCAAGGUUUACAA
Molecule: messenger RNA, 663 nt
Organism: Octopus bimaculoides (California two-spot octopus)
Lineage: Eukaryota; Metazoa; Mollusca; Cephalopoda; Octopoda; Octopodidae
Product: homeobox protein Nkx-2.1
Biological process (GO): regulation of transcription by RNA polymerase II; cell differentiation
Cellular component (GO): nucleus
Molecular function (GO): RNA polymerase II cis-regulatory region sequence-specific DNA binding; DNA-binding transcription factor activity, RNA polymerase II-specific
Source: RefSeq, a predicted model, not a curated record